Molecule: messenger RNA, 2559 nt
Organism: Owenia fusiformis
Lineage: Eukaryota; Metazoa; Annelida; Polychaeta; Sabellida; Oweniidae
Source: the annotation of a GenBank genome assembly
AUGCCAUUUCCCCUCUUCUGCGUGUUAAUUAGUAAAAUACAACUUGAUAUAGAAUGUCCUGAAGAGCCAUGGUCCGAAUGGUCAUGCGAAACGUGCAGAUGCGGGAUUGGUAAAAUCACUUGCAAACGGACCCGAGAAUUACGGAAAUAUGGGCCAAAUACAAAUGGUGAAAUUUGUAAAGAAGUACUUAACAUUCAAAGAGACUCCAAGGAAGAAAAGUGUGAACCACGAUGCUGUUCCUGGGACGAUUGGACCAACUGGAAAAGCGAUGGAUGUUCUAAAACAUGUGGACGGGGCACCGAGAGUCAAACCCGUACUCGAGUUAAAAUAUACGGUCGAAAUGGGAAUUCGCAACGCUGUAGAGGCGAAUCUAAACAAACAAGGACCCAAGUCUGCAACAUAAGGAGUUGCGCAAGUUGUGAAUGGUCCAGUUGGAGCCGUUGGUCACCAAGAAAUGGUGGAUCGGGUGGACGUUGCCCAGUAACUUGCGGAGGUGGCACAAUAAAUAUUUACCGGACAAGAAGAAAGAUAUUCAGCACCGGAGGAAGUUCACCGGAUUGUCCAGGAAAUUCAGAGGAAAGAGAUACGCAAUUAUGCAAUACUCAAGGAUGCCGAACUUGUUUAUGGUCGACUUGGACACAAUGGGUCUCUGGCUCGUGUUCUGUUACAUGUGGGUCUGGAUCAGAGACUCAAACACGAUCAAGGACCAAAUUAUGGGGUACAAGCUCAGCAGGGUCUCCGGAUUGUUUUGGCAGUGUUAUCGGCAGUAGGAUUGUAACGUGUACAAGGGAUCCAUGUAGAGGAUGUCGAUGGACUGAUUGGGGCCUAUGGGUCAAUGACCCUUGUCCAGUUCCUUGUGGCGGGGGUACUUCCACCAGUAUCAGAAGAAGGACAAAACUGACGAAUGUCAUUGGUGGAGCACGUUCCUGUCCAGGAUUGGAUUUUGAAAUACGAGCAAGUUCAUGCAACACCAACCAAUGUUGUGAAUGGUCAAGGUGGAGUCGUUGGUCACCCAGAAACGGUGGAUCGGGUGGGCGUUGCCCAAUAACAUGCGGAGGUGGAAGAAUAAAUGUUUACCGGACAAGAACAAAGAUUUUUGGUUCUGGUGGAAGUUCGCCAGAUUGUCCAGGAGUGACAGAGGAACGAGAAUCGCAACUAUGUAAUACUCAAAGAUGCCCAACCUGUUUGUGGUCGAACUGGGGACAGUGGGCCCCUGGUCUAUGUUCCGUAACAUGUGGGUCUGGAUCCGAGACUCAAACACGGUCAAGGAGCAAAGUAUGGGGUUCAGAUCCUGAAGGGUCGUCGGAUUGUUUCGGCAGUCCUAUUGGCAGUAGAAUUGUAUCAUGCAUAAGGAAUCCAUGUAGAGGAUGUCGAUGGACUGAUUGGAGCGUAUGGGUCGAUGAGCCUUGCCCAGUAACUUGUGGUGGGGGAACUUCGACUAGCACCAGAAGAAGGACAAAACUGACGAAUGUCAUUGGUGGAGCACGUUCCUGUCCAGGAUUGGAUUUUGAAAUACGAGCAAGUUCAUGCAACACCAAUCAAUGUUGUGAAUGGUCAAGGUGGAGUCGCUGGUCACCCAGAAACGGUGGAUCGGGUGGGCGUUGCCCAGUAACUUGCGGAGGUGGAAGAAUAAAUGUUUACCGGACAAGAACAAAGAUUUUUGGUUCUGGUGGAAGAUCAUCAGAUUGUCCGGGAGUGUCAGAGGAACGAGAUUCGCAAUCAUGCAAUACUCAAAGAUGCCAUACCUGUUUGUGGUCGAACUGGGGACAGUGGGCCCCUGGUCUAUGUUCCGUAACAUGUGGGUCUGGAUCCGAGACUCAAACACGGUCAAGGAGCAAAGAUGUAGAUGGACUGAUUGGGGCCUAUGGGUCAAUGACCCUUGCCCAGUUACUUGUGGUGGAGGAGUUUCCACUAGUACCAGAAGAAGGACAAAACUGACGAAUGUCAUUGGUGGUGCCCUCACCUGUCCAGGACUGGAUUUUGAAAUGCGUACUAUUUCAUGCAACACUAAUAUAUGUUGUGGCAUAUGGGAAUCGUGGGGACCCUGGAAAUGCCAACAAGUCUCGGGAGUGUAUCGUACUAACGGAUGCAGGAUACCAGGGAGACAAGUGCGAACAAGGAUCUGUCCAAUAUGCCCUGUAGGCCGAAGUGUUGAUGAGGAACGUGUUCACCGUCGAAAGAGACACGGUCGCUAUCCGUGCGAUGGGGUAUCAAUACAGGAAAGUUCGGAAUGCUGUGUCAGAUAACUAUCGUGAUUAACAAUUCGGAGCACAUAUUGCAAUACCUAGAAAACAUUAAACGCAUUGUGGACUGACAUGUUAAGUUUUAAAUGGGUUAUGGGUAAUUGCUUCCGUUGCAUCUAUAUUCAGAUUUUCUGGUAUUGUGUUAGCAUAAUGUCCCUCUAUUCAUUUAUCCUAGUAUCCUAGAAUUCUAGCAAAUGAUGAACUUAAUCUAUCUCUCACUGGUCCGCAUCGUCUUUAUAACAAAAUGGAUGAACUUCCUUCUGUUUCACCAAUUUCCCCAGCAAAGAGUCAUUUCUACCCAAAUAUUUUACCAGUG